Panthera uncia (snow leopard) is the source of this 2341-nucleotide messenger RNA. It is a transcript of the gene NLE1, whose product is annotated as notchless homolog 1. The transcript has 9 exons. NCBI's taxonomy places the organism in Eukaryota, Metazoa, Chordata, Mammalia, Carnivora, Felidae. Gene Ontology annotation, cellular component: nucleolus. Bases 954 to 1988 code for a protein of 344 amino acids. The record is from RefSeq and is a predicted model, not a curated record. Gene Ontology annotation, molecular function: protein binding. Gene Ontology annotation, biological process: ribosomal large subunit assembly; Notch signaling pathway.
UACCUGGCCAGUGGCUCCGGAGACACCACUGUGCGCUUCUGGGAUCUCAGCACCGAGACACCCCAUUUCACAUGCCAGGGUCAGUAUGCAGUUAGCCAUUUAGAGGGAGGGUCUUAACCCAGUGGUAGGUGGGUGAUCAUUUACUCAGCUCUUUAGUUUCUGAGGAGGCCCAGAGCCAAUUCAACCCCUUAACCCAGUUAGCAGCUGCCUGUUCCUAUGUAGAGGCUAUCCUUGAACCCAGCCAGCCACUUCCAGAGACUGGACCAGAGAGUCAGUGUGGGGUUGUGAGUUGUGCUGAGUAGCAAGGAGAACCUGCCUUAAAUCCAACCCCCACCACAGUGGUUCUCAAACUUGAGCACUGGAAUCAGCAGGGAGGCUUGUUAACCUACAGGUUGCUGGGCGCCACCCCCGAGUUUUUGUCUCUUUAGUUCUGGGAUGAGGCCUGAGAAUUUGCAUUUCAAGUUUCCAGCUGGUGCUGAUGCUGCUAGUUUGAGGUCACACUAGCUGGGUGUGGGUAGGGCCUGCUCCCUAAGCUUCAGUUUUGUCAUCUGGAAAAUUGGGAAUAAUUUUUGCUUUGCUCCAUACCCUUAAGCAAAUUCCAGAGCACAUCACACAUAGAGUAGUUACUGGUUGGUGAAAUGUGUUUUAGUUUCACGUGUAUGUAUGAGUAUACUAGGUUUCCAGGUAGCAUGCAUUUCUUACUUUUGGUCAAGGUAAAAAAAAAAAAAAAAAAAAGGAUUUGAAACUUUAUACCACGUAUCAUGGAAGGAAUUAUUAGAAAGCGGAAGUACUAUCUAUGCAGCAGGAUGCACGGCUGUAGCACUUGGGAUGAAUUCUUCCUUUGCCUAGAAAGCUGCGUCUCCCCUUUUGUUUGACCAAUCAUUUAUUCUCGGGCUAGUUGAGGAGUUUCUGCAGCGUGUCAGGCAUGCUAGGCACUGGGGAUAAAGACAGAUAUGUGCUCCUUGCUUUCUCCCUCCCCUGCUUUCCUAGGACACAGACACUGGGUCCUUAGCAUAUCCUGGUCCCCAGAUGGCAAGAAGUUGGCCUCGGGCUGCAAGAAUGGCCAGAUUCUCCUGUGGGACCCAAGCACAGGGAAGCAGGUGGGCAGGCCCCUCGCUGGCCACAGCAAGUGGAUCACAGGCCUGAUCUGGGAGCCCCUCCACGUGAACCCCGAGUGCCGCUAUGUGGCCAGCAGCUCCAAGGAUGGCAGCGUGCGGGUCUGGGAUACAACUGUGGGCCGCUGUGAGCGCAUCCUCACCGGGCACACACAGUCAGUCACCUGUCUCCGGUGGGGAGGGGACGGGCUUCUCUACUCUGCCUCCCAGGACCGCACCAUCAAAGUCUGGAGGGCUCACGAUGGUGUGCUGUGCCGGACCCUGCAAGGCCACGGCCACUGGGUGAACACCAUGGCACUCAGCACUGACUACGCCCUGCGCACGGGUGCCUUCGAGCCAGCUGAGGCCUCGGUUAACGCCCAAGAUCUCCGAGGGUCCUUGCAGGAGUUGAAGGAGAGGGCUCUGAGCCGAUACAGCCUCGUGCGGGGCCAGGGCCCAGAGAGGCUAGUGUCUGGUUCAGACGACUUCACCUUAUUCCUGUGGUCCCCAGCAGAGGACAAGAAGCCCCUCGCACGGAUGACGGGACACCAGGCCCUCAUCAACCAGGUGCUCUUCUCCCCUGACUCCCGCAUCAUCGCCAGUGCCUCCUUUGACAAGUCCAUCAAACUAUGGGAUGGCAGGACAGGCAGGUACCUGGCUUCCCUGCGUGGCCAUGUGGCUGCUGUGUACCAGAUUGCAUGGUCAGCCGAUAGCCGGCUCCUGGUCAGUGGUAGCAGUGACAGCACGCUGAAGGUGUGGGAUGUGAAGGGCCAGAAGCUGGCUGCUGAUCUUCCAGGCCACGCAGAUGAGGUAUAUGCUGUCGACUGGAGUCCAGAUGGCCAGAGAGUGGCAAGUGGUGGGAAGGACAAAUGCCUCCGGAUAUGGAGGAGAUGAGAAAUCCCAAGUUCUUGGACUCCCACCUGGACUCAGCUGCUGCCAGUGCCCGCCCUGACAGAGACCAAAGGCCAGGGUGGUGCCCCUGUGAACCAGUGUGGUCUGCUGUCCUUGGACAGACCCCAGUGAGGUCCCUCCCCAGAGCAGGAGGUCGAAGUUACGGGAAAAUAUCACUGGGCUCAGCCGUUGGCCGUUACUCCGUACCUUGCUUGGGGGGGGGGGGGGGGGGGGCGCAGGCAGUGACCAGACCCUUGCUGCUGUCCCUCCUCCUUUCCUGAAUGUUCUCUCUAUAUUCAGCAUCAGACCCUGGAUCCUGUGACCAAAUAAAUAACUUCUAUUUUGUGUGUUCGGGU